AGUCACAUUCUAUGCGAAGAUGUUGUCAUCGUCUCGUCUAUCCAAGCUAGACCCGACGCCCAAGAUCCCAUAAUGCUGGUCUGUCUAUGCACGAAGAACAGUCAUCCAUGGUGAGCAGGCGCGGAACACCAUUAGCCACCUUGGGCCGCGUAUACUGUCGCUUCAAUCCUGGUAGAGAUUCUUGAUACUCUACAUCAUCAUGAGCGGGCUGCCCACGAGGCCGGCAGAGUUGUCAUCGUCAAAGAGACGCAAGAAUCAAACAUGCUUCUAUAAAUUGAUCAAAUUCGUUCCGCCUCCUCCUCUUCUUCUUUCUCUCCGACAACUGACCACGAUAUCCAACAUGUAUCCAUUCCCAACUCCUCUCCCAUCACCACCUCCCACACCACCACUACCUCCUCAACCACUACCAAACCCACAAAUACUACCACCACUCCCACCUCCUACACCACCGCCCCAACCACAACCACAGCCUCAGCUUCAGCCGCCACCUAAUCCUUCAAAUCCACCCAAUCCACCUAAUCCUCCAAAUUCGCUAAACCCUCCGAAUCCACCAAACCCUCCUCCAAACUCUCCAAAUCCACCUAAUCCAAAUCCUCCACCACCUCCCACUCAAACCUCCACCCCCACCCCCACAACUCUACUCACCACCAAAAUCGUCAUUGCAACCGCGGUUCAGGGACUCCACCUGAUUCCUAUCGUACUCGAGCCACAAGAAGAGGCCCAGAGCCAGACUCAGAGUACCGAGGAAUCCGAGCCCAGCAACAGCAACAGCAACAGCAACAGCAACAGCAACAGCAACAGCAACAGCAACUCCGGUGAUUAAUCCUCUCUAUGGCACGGGUUGAAGAACCUGGAAAGUACUCCGUGAGGGGAAUGGCGGUGGAUGAGUUAAGGGCUUAUG
Aspergillus ibericus CBS 121593 is the source of this 901-nucleotide messenger RNA. RefSeq lists its product as uncharacterized. The record is from RefSeq and is a predicted model, not a curated record. NCBI's taxonomy places the organism in Eukaryota, Fungi, Ascomycota, Eurotiomycetes, Eurotiales, Aspergillaceae. Bases 200 to 823 code for a protein of 207 amino acids. The transcript has a single exon.